This is a messenger RNA of Zeugodacus cucurbitae (melon fly), 2665 nucleotides long. RefSeq lists its product as uncharacterized. Gene Ontology annotation, cellular component: membrane. Gene Ontology annotation, biological process: membrane organization. The record is from RefSeq and is a predicted model, not a curated record. Bases 111 to 1067 code for a protein of 318 amino acids. NCBI's taxonomy places the organism in Eukaryota, Metazoa, Arthropoda, Insecta, Diptera, Tephritidae. The transcript is spliced from 4 exons. Gene Ontology annotation, molecular function: ATPase activator activity.
CAGUUUUAUAAAGUUGCAAAUAUUUAAUUUGGUAUUUACCCCUAUUCUUCUGCUGAUUUCCAAUAUUUUGCUAUUCUUUUUUUAUACAUAUUAUCAAAUAAACUUAAAUUAUGUCUUCUGAGCUAAACUAUCAAAAAGUUAAACAAAGGAAGCCAAUUCGCACAUAUAAUUCCUUUGAGGCCAAUCAAUCGGCAGAUAUAGAUGAUGAAUGGAAUACUUUUGAGGAAGAGCAACAUGAUAGUUCAAUGGAACUUACAAGUGAUGAAUUAUCAUCACAGUCGCUCUAUGAACCGGAAAGUUCCAAACCAUAUAAUAGGAAUAACGUGAGUUCCACUAGUACAUUAAAAGGCAGUCCUUAUAUAAAUUUAAGCAGCAAGGAUGUUCAUAGAGCGCAAAGCGCUUGUGUAGAUAAAAAAUCGAAUAGUAAAUGUGGAAGAACAGUAUUGUUAAUCAUUCUAAUUUUAAUAAUCGCCGUCUGGGUUUAUGCAUCCAAAAGUGAGGAAAAGAAAUGUUCCUUUGAAACGUUGCGUCAAAAAUAUACAGAUCAGGAUUCCAAAAUUUGGCAUAUUCUUUCCAGUGGUGUAAACAAUAUUUUAAGAGACCGCACUAAAAACCCGGGAGUGUAUCUUUUUUUACACAAUGAUGGCAGUAAAUUGAAAAGUAUUGUUAGAGAAAUUGCCACACAGACAUCCAACUGUUUUGGUGGUCGAUCUCAAUUAGUCGAAAUGAAUGAACAUGAUUUUACAUCGCCGAACGCAAUGGAAGACUAUGGAUAUGCUAUAAUGAAGUUCAGAGAAAAAAUUCAAAAAGGGCGCGUUGCGCUGAUCGUUAAUUUGAACGAUAUACCCGCAGAAUCUGCGCGUGCCUUACACACUAUAUGUGAUACAUAUAGUCCGGUGGCUGAAGAUAUAGUUAUCUACCUGACUUUGGUUAUACAGUCACAAAGUGGAAAUAACAUAAAUAUUGCACGGGAGACUUUGAACAACCUCUGGGGUUCAAAGCUGAAAUAUAAUGAACUGGAGCCCUUAGUAACCCGCGUCACGGAUCAAAUUAUAACGUUACAUUAGUUGAAAUCAACUAAUUUGUAUGCUGGAAAUAUUGUAUUACUAAUUCGUAAAUGUAAACGUUGUUGAAAAACUAAACGUAUAUAAUAAACAUUCGAAAUUGCGUUAUACAUACAAAUAUACAUUUGGGAGCAAAAUUGAGUGCUUGUUUACGUAACUGACUUUCGUCACCCAAAAGAGCAAAAACACACAAGCAAAAUAUUUUUAUUAUUUAAUUCGUAAGAAAUUCUAGUAAAGAAACACUGACGAAUCAGUUCAAUUCGAAGAGUUUAAAAGAAAAAACCAAGCCAUAAACUAAAUCAAUUUGAAUAUUUUUUUUUCAAAGACCUUUAUUAGAAAUGAUUUCUUUUACGCAGUCUCGCAUGUUAUCUACCAAAUUUCCAAUAAUGUCUUCCUGAAUUCGACUUCACUCUGCUGUUACAUGAUACUAAGAGGUUGCACACGGAUUGAGAUCGGGACUUUGUGCUGGCUACUCAAUUCUGCUCGUCACUGUACGUGUACAAAAAUUGCUCUCACUUUAAGUAGUAAAGUUUGUGCUUGAAAGCUGAAAUGAAUAGGUUGAAAUUGUUAUAAAGGAUUUUUCAAUAAGAGCGCUAUACAAGUUUUUUUUUAAUAAAAAAGUUUGGGAUAUCAAUGAAAUUUAUUCCUGUGAAACAUUCGCUACCAUUACGUAUGGAACUCGAUUUCAAAAAUACGGCCCAAUGACGUCGCCGUCCCAUAAACCGCAUCAAAACGUAUUUUUUUUCGCUAUGCAAUAGUGACUCAUGGAUUACGUGUGGAUUGCUGCCUGACCAAUAACACAUAUUUUGCUUAUUGACGAAGCCAUUGAAGAAGGUAAAAAUACGGAUAAUUUUGAAGUGGUUGCUCAGCCCAAUUCACGAACAUACGACAAUUCUGGUGGUCAAACGGCUUCAGUUCUUGCGACAUUUUGAUCCUGUAAGGAUAUAUGCCAAGAUUUCUUUUCAAAAUUCGGCAGAACGACGCCACAGAGAUGCCCAACGCUUAUGAACGAAGUGUGAGAGACUGAAUUGGGUCUUCCUCAAUUGAUGCGCUAACGGCAACAAUAUUCUCUCUUGGUCUCACUGGCACGGGAACAUUGUGCUUAAUAAUUAAUGUACUGUGUCCGUGAAUUCAAAAUUUUCCACUAGACGCACAGUUGGUGAUCUGACAGGACGAUUAUGACGACCAUAAAUUGGACGUAGCGCUCUUAAAUGAAAUGGCAAACCUUACUAAAAAGAAAUGUCAAAAGAGUCUACUUUUGUAGUCCCCCUCCCUUUUGGACAAACUAUACCACAGAUAUCCCUGCUCUAUACUUUUACCCAAUUUUCCAUCGUACUCAGAAUAAAAAAUACGAUUUAAAAAUGUAAGUUGCUAAUAAGAUUUAUUUAGGGUUUUACAAUUUUUUUGUAUAUUUUUUCCAAAAACAAAUUAAUUACGUAUGUAUGCGUUUUUAUGCUGCCUGUGGACAUUUAGUGUAUAAUUAUGAUUCAAGAGUAUGUAAGAACACUGCGAAAAUUGUAAGGUUACGUUCUACUGAACCGUAUGAAGAUGAAAACUUUUCAAAAAUAUGUGAUCAUUAUAUUGUUACAAUAACAAAUCAA